Messenger RNA from Sapajus apella (tufted capuchin), 1700 nucleotides. RefSeq names its product mitogen-activated protein kinase kinase 2 (gene MAP2K2). Lineage: Eukaryota; Metazoa; Chordata; Mammalia; Primates; Cebidae. The record is from RefSeq and is a predicted model, not a curated record. The coding region runs from base 214 to 1416 and encodes 400 amino acids. Gene Ontology annotation, biological process: protein phosphorylation. The transcript is spliced from 11 exons. Gene Ontology annotation, molecular function: protein kinase activity; ATP binding.
CCUCCCCUCCCCCGGCCUCUCGGACUCCGGCUUCGGCGCCAGCCUAGAUCGGGCCUCGGCGGCGGCGACACCAUCGUCUCAGUCCCGACGCCCUUCGGCUAUCCUCGGCCCCGUCCCGCAGCAUCGCCCGUCCGAUCCCCGCCCGCCCGAUCCCGGCCCGCCCCCUAUGGGCCCCGGCUAGAGGCACCGCCGCCGCCGGCCCGCGGAGCCCCGAUGCUGGCCCGGAGGAAGCCGGUGCUGCCGGCGCUCACCAUCAACCCUGCCAUCGCCGAGGGCCCGUCCCCCACCAGCGAGGGCGCCUCCGAGGCAAACCUGGUGGACCUGCAGAAGAAGCUAGAGGAGCUGGAACUUGAUGAGCAGCAGAAGAAGCGGCUGGAAGCCUUCCUCACCCAGAAAGCCAAGGUCGGCGAACUCAAAGACGAUGACUUUGAAAGGAUCUCGGAGCUGGGCGCAGGCAACGGCGGGGUGGUCACCAAAGUUCAGCACAGACCCUCGGGCCUUAUCAUGGCCAGGAAGCUGAUCCACCUGGAGAUCAAGCCGGCCAUCCGGAACCAGAUCAUCCGCGAGCUGCAGGUCCUGCAUGAGUGCAACUCUCCCUACAUCGUGGGCUUCUACGGGGCUUUCUACAGCGACGGGGAGAUCAGCAUCUGCAUGGAGCACAUGGAUGGCGGCUCCCUGGACCAGGUGCUGAAAGAGGCCAAGAGGAUUCCCGAGGAGAUCCUGGGGAAAGUCAGCAUUGCGGUCCUCCGGGGCUUGGCCUACCUCCGAGAGAAGCACCAGAUCAUGCACCGAGAUGUGAAGCCCUCCAACAUCCUGGUGAACUCCAGAGGGGAGAUCAAGCUGUGUGACUUUGGGGUGAGCGGGCAGCUCAUCGACUCCAUGGCCAACUCCUUCGUGGGCACGCGUUCCUACAUGGCUCCGGAGCGGCUGCAGGGCACGCACUACUCCGUGCAGUCGGACAUCUGGAGCAUGGGCCUGUCCCUGGUGGAGCUGGCCAUCGGAAGGUACCCCAUCCCCCCGCCUGACGCCAAGGAGCUGGAGGCCAUCUUUGGUCGGCCCGUGGUCGACGGGGCAGAAGGAGAGCCUCACAGCAUCUCGCCUCGGCCGAGACCCCCCGGGCGCCCCAUCAGCGGUCACGGGAUGGACAGCCGACCUGCCAUGGCCAUCUUUGAACUGCUGGACUAUAUUGUGAAUGAGCCACCUCCCAAGCUGCCCAAUGGUGUGUUCACCCCGGACUUCCAGGAGUUUGUCAAUAGAUGCCUCAUCAAGAACCCAGCGGAGCGGGCGGACCUGAAGAUGCUCACGAACCACACCUUCAUCAAGCGGUCCGAGGUGGAAGAAGUGGAUUUUGCCGGCUGGUUGUGUAAAACCCUGCGGCUGAACCAGCCCAGCACACCCACGCGCACCGCCGUGUGACCGUGGCCGGGCUCCCGCCUCCCGCUGGUGACCUGCCCACCGUCCCUGUCCACGCCCCGCCCUUCCAGCUGAGGACAGGCUGGCGCCUCCACCCACCCUCCUGCCUCACCCCUGUGGCGAGCACCGUGGCGGGCAACUGCGCAUGCAGGAACGGGGUCUCCUGUCCUGCCCGUCCCGCCCGGGGUGGCUCCGGCUCCGGGGACGGGCGACGCUGCUGUGUGUGGUCUCAGAGCCUGCUUCCUUAGGUUAAAAAAACAAAACAAAACAGGGAGAGAAAACGCAAA